Molecule: messenger RNA, 3537 nt
Organism: Nothoprocta perdicaria
Lineage: Eukaryota; Metazoa; Chordata; Aves; Tinamiformes; Tinamidae
Gene: ATXN7
Product: ataxin 7
Exons: 11
Coding region: 1-2631 (876 amino acids)
Source: RefSeq, a predicted model, not a curated record
AUGUCGGCGCGGGCCGCGGGUGACGUCAGAGCGGAGCAGCGCAGCGCGGCGGUGACCAGGCAGCGGCAGCGGCGCCCGCGGCCCCGGCCCGGCGAGGGCGGCGGCGGAGCAGGAGCAGGAGGCGGGGGCGGAGGCGGGGGAGGAGGCGGAGGAGGAGGCAGCGGCGCCGGCCCCUCCGCCACCGCAGCGGCAAUGGCGGCCGUCGGGGAGCGCCGGUCCCUGCCCAGCCCGGAGGCGAUGCUGGGGCAGCCCUGGAGCCACUGGGUCGAUGCUGCUAAACUUCACGGGAACGACGGAACAGCAUUAGAAGAAAGUUUGAAGGAGUACGGGAAGAACCGGGAAGCGAUGAGGCUCUGCCGAGAAGAUAUGCCAAUAUUUGGUCUUUGCCCGGCUCAUGAUGAUUUCUAUUUGGUGAUGUGUAACCACUGUAAUCAGGUCGUAAAACCACAGGCAUUUCAAUCACAUUAUGAAAGAAGACACAGCUCCUCUAGCAAGCCGCCUUUGACUCCUCCUUCCUCUUCAGUAUUUUCCCUCAUUUCAUCUUUCCCUUCAAAAAACAAAGGUAGCAGUGGAAGUGGGAGCAAUCGUUCAUCCAGUGGAGGUACUAGUGCAUCAUCAUCCAAUUCCAAGUUGUUGAAAUCACCCAAAGACAAGCUGCAGAUCAGUGGAAACAAUAGGCUAAUGCAUCCGGUACAGCAUAGCAAAGUUCCCCAUGAUAAAAUCAUGACUCCAUCUGUCAAAGUGGAAAAGAUUCAUCCAAAGAUAGAUGGUGCCCAACUGAAAGCUGCUGUUGGUCCAACUUGUUCUACUACUGUGAGUUCCUCAAUAAAGACUGGCCUUAAUUGUCCCUCAAUACCAAAGCCACCCUUGCCUUCCCCUGGACAGAUACUGAAUGGUAAAGGUCUUCUCUCUGUGCCUCCAUUUUUGGAAAAGAAACCUGAAGAAAAUACAAAUAAUAGGAAAUUUCUACAUAAAAGAUUGUCAGAGAGAGAAUUUGAUCCUGAUAUAUACUGUGGUGUCAUUGAUGUGGAAACCAAGAAGCCCUGCACUAGGUCUUUGACAUGCAAGACACAUUCCUUAACCCAGCGGAGGGCUGUACAGGGUCGAAGAAAACGAUUUGAUGUGUUGUUAGCCGAGCACAAAAGCAAAACCAGGGAAAAGGAGUUUCUUCGACAUUCGGAUCAUCAUCAGCAGAUGCCCCCUCUCAGGGAACCACAUCCCUCACCUACUAAAACUUCCCAGGAGCUGCACCAAAAUUCUCAUGGAGUUACUCUUACAGAAUCAAAGCCUUUAUUACCUAAUAAACCCAAACCUCACCCGCCCAGUCUUCCAAGGCCUCCCGGCUGCCCAGCCCAGCACAGUGGAAAUGCCCCGAGCGAUUCUCCUUCUGUCCACGAGUCCCCACACCCUCCCUUGCCUGCAGCUGAGCCAGCAUCUCGGUUAUCCAGCGAUGAGGGAGAAUGUGACGAAAAGGAAGAGCCCGUUGAAAAACUGGAUUGUCAUUAUUCAGGUCAUCAUCCUCAGCCAGCCGCUUUUUGCACAUUUGGUAGUCGGCAAAUUGGAAGAGGUUAUUACGUGUUUGAUAAGCGGUGGAACCGUAUUCGAUGUGCACUUAACUUCAUGGUGGAGAAGCAUCUUAAUUCACAGAUGUGGAAGAAAAUUCCUCCGGCAUCCAGUACCACGACAUCCGUUCGUGCCCCGCAUCGGACAAACUCAAUGCCUGCCUCCCAGUACGGCGUCAGUGCAGCAGGUUUCCUCUUGCCCACCACGGUUAUGUCAUCGCCAGCACUGGUGUCUCCUUCCUCCGUGUCUCUGAACAGCAAAUCGGUACCGUCGCACGGAACUACGCUAAAUGCCAAUCCUGCUGCUUUGGGUGCAGUGGAUCCUGUCUGCAGUAUGCAAUCAAGACAAGUGUCUUCAUCCCCUUCAACACCUACAGUGCUUUCCUCCGUACCUUCACCUAUGCCCAGCAAACCUCAGAAAUUGAAAUCCAGCAAAUCUUUUAAACCUAAGGAAUCUUCUGCUGGCAGUGGCACCUGUAACAGCACCGGCAGCGCCAGCAGCAGCGGCGGCUCAGGAAAGAAGCGUAAAAACAGUUCCGCACUGCUAGCACCUUCUCAUUCCACAGAGUCCUUUAGAAAAAACUGUGUGGUUAACUCUGGAAACUCUGGGACCUCCUACCACCCGUCGGUGACGUCUUCGUCCCACAGCGUUGGCCUCAACUGUAUGACUAGUAAAGCUAACUCCGUUAGCCUCAAGCAUGACCAAUCAGGGAGGGGUCCUCCGACUGGAAGCCCUGCAGAAUCCAUAAAAAGAAUGAGUGUGAUGAUGAACAGUAGCGAUUCCACUCUCUCCUUAGGGCCAUUUGUUCAUCAGUCCAGUGAGCUGACUGUCAAUUCACACAGCAGUUUUUCACAUUCGCAUCCUUCCCUAGAUAAAUUAAUAGGAAAGAAAAGGAAGUGCUCACCUGGUUCGAGUGGCAUAAACAGCAGCAGCAGCAGCAGCAAGUCAAACAAAGUUGCCAAAUUGCCAUCGGUGAAUAAUGUUCAUGCAAAGCACACUGGUGCAAUCCCAGGGACACAAGGACUGAUGAACAAUUCUCUCCUUCAUCAGCCAAAGGCCCGUCCCUGAUAGCUGAAUACACCAUGGUGAGGAAAGAACUGGACAGUUUUCACUACAAGCAAAACCUCCAUCUGGAAUUCUGAACUCCAAGAUGCCUUGAGUUAUCCCAGCUUCCCAUGGUCCUCAGGUGUGGAAAUCUACUGGACUGUCACUCAAGCAAGGAAUUUCCCUGAAGCCAUGUCUGUAGCAGUGAAUAUACUAGAAAUGGACACUGGAUGAAGUUCAGCCACAUAAUUGCUCUUAUCAGUGUUAACGGUGGUCUGGACUGUUUGCUACAAAUCUGUGAGAUUUUUACUUACAGGAGUACAUCAUCUUGCCACUAUUUGACAUAGAUUGGCUGGGCAAAAGAAUGUUUUCUGGGGGGGGAAAAACCAUUACUGUGGACUUAUUUUUAUACUGAUGGUGUCUUUUGUAGGUGGUGGCUCCCAGACAGACACUGUCAAUAGAGAGGACCCCUCCACGCAGGGGGAAAUGUGUGCGGCACAAUGGAAAGAAGCCCUCGAGAAGGGAAUAUGGCUUUAGUGUUUUUAUAGCAAUGUUCCUUUAAUGGAACAUCAAAAUAGCACAAUUAAAAAAAAAAUAAAUAGUCUGUGUUUUGCCCAGCCUUUUGCAAGUAAUUUGGGAUAAGAAGCUAUCAGGAGUUUCAAAAAAAAAACCUUAAAAAAAAUACACAAAAAACAAAAAGACUUGUUUGAGGCCAUUGCUCAGAGAACAAGUAUAAAAAUAAUGUUGUAUUUGCAUGAUACAGAAAUUAUUUUCUAUUAUUUUGAAUACGAUUUGAUUGCUGAAGAAAGUAAAAGUUAGUUAAUUUUGUUUAAAAGAAAUCCAAAAAUAGCAAACGGACAAAGGCAAAUAACCUCUAAAACUAUAUGCCCAAAGAACAUAUUUCUUGACCUAUACUGUAUACCACGAGCC